AUGAUCGUCAACGUGUGCGCUUCCAGUCGUAAUUCACGUGAAAAUUUUUGCCAAGUGUAUUAUUACCUGGACGAAGAGCAAAGUGCAGCCGUUGCAGCCUCUUCUUCACCCACACAACACUCAACAACAAAAAACAAAACAACGUCGUCCACUUUAAAAAGCUCAAAGAAACAUCCGAAGAUCGAACAAGAGAAACCUUCGCUUCUAAAGAAACUGUUUGUGAAAAUGACAUCCAUGCGACGUGGUCUCAUCUAG
Auanema sp. JU1783 is the source of this 255-nucleotide messenger RNA. NCBI's taxonomy places the organism in Eukaryota, Metazoa, Nematoda, Chromadorea, Rhabditida, Rhabditidae. The record is from the annotation of a GenBank genome assembly.